AUGUCGGACCUCACUAGCCAGGCUCUCUUCGACGUCAAGGACAAGAUCGCGGCGACCUACGUCGCAAACGGCGCCAAGGUCUACAUCUCCUCGCGCGACGCCAAGGCGUGCAACGCGACCGCGGAGCAGCUCACGACUGCUGGACCGGGAACCUGCCAUGCCAUCCCCGGCGACCUCUCUUCUUACGACGAGUGCCAGCGUCUCGCGGCCGAGAUCCAGAAACGCGAGCCCGUGCUGCACGUGCUCGUGAACAACAGCGGUGCGACAUGGGGCGCGCCGCUGGAGGAGUACCCCGACGCCGCGUUCGGCAAGCUCAUGACGCUCAACGUGCAGCGUGUGUUCACACUUACUCAGGCCCUGCUGCCGGCGCUGCAGAAGGGCGCCGAGCGCGAUGGCGUCGGCCGCGUCAUCAACAUUGGAAGCGUUAACGGCAUCAAUGUCCCUAGCCUUGAGACCUUUGCUUAUUCCUCAUCCAAGGCCGCGCUGCACAUGCUCACCAAGCACCUUGCUGCAUUCACCGGCCCCAAGGUCACUGUCAACGCGCUCGCGCUCGGCCCCUUCAGGAGCAAGAUGAUGAAGGCUACGCUUGAUGCGGCUGGAGACGUCAUUGCUGCCAGCCUCCCCAUGGAACGCAUCGGCGAGCCCGGAGACGUUGGUGCAGCCUGUCUCUGGCUGUCGGGCAAGGGCGGAGCAUGGGUUACGGGCACGAUCAUUCCCAUUGACGGCGGCUCCCUCAUUUCGGUCAAGGCGCGUCUCUAA
Molecule: messenger RNA, 759 nt
Organism: Trichosporon asahii var. asahii CBS 2479
Lineage: Eukaryota; Fungi; Basidiomycota; Tremellomycetes; Trichosporonales; Trichosporonaceae
Exons: 2
Coding region: 1-759 (252 amino acids)
Molecular function (GO): oxidoreductase activity
Source: RefSeq, a predicted model, not a curated record